UCUGGCCGAGCUGGGGUCACCACCCUGGUCCCCGGGCUCUGAUGGGGCCCCGCUGUCACCGGGUGUUUGACAGGGCCGGGGGGACGCUCCUGGCAUGGCGCUGCUGAGUCUCUGCUGAGAUCCCUCUGUCUCCAGGUCGACACACAAUGAAAUGGAAAAGAACAGGCGCGCCCAGCUCCGGCUGUGCCUGGAGAGGCUGAAAGGGCUGGUGCCACUGGGGGCAGCAGCCGGGCGGCACACGACGCUCAGCCUCCUCACCAGGGCCAGGCUCCACAUCCAGAAGCUGGAGGACCAGGAGCGCCGGGCCCUGCACCAGAUCGAGCAGCUGCAGCGGGAGCAGCGGCACCUCCAGCGGCAACUGGAAAAGCUGGGAAUGGAGAGGGUCAGGAUAGACAGCAUCGGCUCUAGCCUUUCCUCUGAGCGCUCCGACUCAGAUCAAGGUGAGAGCCCGUGCUGGGGGAUGGACGGUGAGAGGCCUGGCUGUGCUGGAACUCCAACUAUUCCCAUUCCUCCGGCAGAAGAGAUGGAUGUGGAUGUGGAGAGCACGGACGACCUCCCAGCCGACCUGGACUGGAGCAGCAGCAGCCCCAGCGACUCGGACGAGCGCGGGAGCCUCCAGAGCCUGGGCAGCGAUGAGGGAUAUUCCAGCUCCAGCGGGACCAGGGCGAAGCUGGUGAGCAGCCGGAAGCUUCCUGUUGGGAUUUAGGAAGCGCUUCCCACUGCCAUGGUGCCGCCACCGUCCCCUUGGGCUCCCGUUAGCCAGCACACCGACCCUGCCAGCAUUCCCUGCACGGAAACACCCGAACGUCCCGCUGCUCCAGCUGCUCCUGGGGCUCUGUUUGCAUCACCAGCCUCUCGCCCCGGCCGAACCUCCUCUGCCAGGCCCUACAUUCCAGCCACGCCUGAAGCGCCCGGGAAUAUCCUGGCAAUAACAGCGACCUCAAGAGCCUUCCCUGGGUUCUUUCCCAGGCUGUCACUGCCUGGUAUUCCCGAUCUUCUCUACUUUUGGGUGGCGACAUCACGUUCCUGAUCCUCAGAACCCAAAAAGCUGAGUUUUUGGGAGGAGAUCCGAAGAGAGAACCAGUCCUUUGUGGAGUUUCCAUCCAUGACAGAGUGAGCCAGGCUGGGAACAUGGAGCAUUUCGGGCACAGGGAUCAGCCUCAGUCGGGGGUUCCUUCCCCCGACUCUAAAUAUUCAGGGACACCCCAUCCCAGCCCUCCCAGAGCAUUCCUGGCAUGGGGAACAGCGCUCCGGGGGCUCAGAGCCAUCCUCGCUCCUUGGAUUGGCUGCCUCCGGGCUCCCUAAACCCAAAUGGGACGUCCCACCUGCCGUGGCAUGGCAUUCCAGACUCCUGGAAUUCCCUUUCCACGCUUCUAGUCUCGGGGACAUUUUUUUCUACCUCGGAGGGAGCCCACAGACUCUCUCCACCCCUUCAGCACAAAGAUGAUGCCUCUGCUCAGCAAUAACCCCACGGGACUCCUUGGAUCGUAUCCAUCCAUCCGGGAUUUUUCCAGGCUCGUGGAGGAUUCCAGAAGCCACCACAGGGAGGGCAGCCCCGGGGGGCAGGGGAGUUCCAAGCCAGAGCACACGUGAGCUGUCUGUAGUGAGGAUUCGUUUCCCAGUGCACUGGAGGGAAAAUUCCCAUCACUUCCUGCUUUUAGAGAUGCUCUGGGAAUGUUGACAUGUAGAGAGCUCUGCUUCCAACACCUUUCCUUUCCCCUCGAGCUGGUCCCAGGGCUUUUCCAGCCCCAUGGAGCUGGCCAGGCCCUGGUGAAUAGUUGGUAAAGAGCUCUUCAGGGCUGCUCCCGCCGCUGGGAUACAAACCUUGACCCUCUGCUGGUCCCUUUCAGGAAACGCAGGUGCUGAGAGGCAUCGAGAUGCUCCACGGAGUGCAAGGGGAUGAGCAGCAGGAGACUCCAGUGCUUUUUCCUUUCCUUUGUCCUU
Messenger RNA from Sturnus vulgaris (Common starling), 1944 nucleotides. The record is from RefSeq and is a predicted model, not a curated record. Lineage: Eukaryota; Metazoa; Chordata; Aves; Passeriformes; Sturnidae.